Molecule: messenger RNA, 1194 nt
Organism: Drosophila elegans
Lineage: Eukaryota; Metazoa; Arthropoda; Insecta; Diptera; Drosophilidae
Gene: Gr59e
Product: putative gustatory receptor 59e
Exons: 3
Coding region: 1-1194 (397 amino acids)
Biological process (GO): sensory perception of taste
Cellular component (GO): membrane
Source: RefSeq, a predicted model, not a curated record
AUGAACAGUUCGAGUUGCCAGCACUGGGAGAAUCUGUUGCUAAGUAUUAACCGAUUUCUGGGUAUAUCAUCGGCUGGAAAUUGGAUCCAUUCCCUAUGGUGCCUCUUUUUGCUUUUAUAUAUCUGGGCAGCAAGCAUUUGGAAGUGUAUAGAAUUCAACUUGGAGAUGCCAACCAUCGAGAAAAUACUCUACUUGAUGGAGUUUCCGGGAAACAUGUCAACGGUUGCCUUUUUGGUUUAUCAUGCCGUAGUCAAUUAUUCGUGUGCCCAGAAAGUGGAGUUUCAGAUUCAUGGCCUGAUCAGAGGACUCGAAAGCAAAGCUAUUCGUAAUAUUUACAAGAAGCAUGAUAAAAGGACUCUUCACCUAAUGGUAGUAACUAUAGUUUUCCAUGGUGUGUGUGCCCUAGUGGAUAUUGUUACCAAUGACUAUGAGUUUUGGAGCACCUGGUUGAGCAAUAGUGUCUAUAAUCUGCCUGCUUUAAUGUUGAGUCUGGGGCUACUCCAAUAUGCCCUUCCGGUGCAUUUACUUUGGCUUCUGCUGGACCAGAUGAGGAGAAAUCUGGAGAAGCUGAAGUUGCGGCAGAGACCAGCGGAGGAAAUAACCAAAUUGGAUGCUCGUUAUGAGUCCGCUUUUGCUGCUUUGGUGGAUGCAGGUGGUGCUGCUGCUUUGUUAAUCGAAGAAAUGCGCUCCACAUGCAACCUUAUUGGGCUGCUCCACAAACAGUUGCUAUCCAAAUUCGGACCCUUUUUGCUGUUAAACUUUGUCAACUCUUUGGUGAGCUUUUGUGUGGAACUCUACUUGGUUUUUAACUUCUUCGAGAAUCCGCUGUGGGACGAGUCCAUGCUGCUAAUCUAUAGAUUGCUUUGGUUGAUCAUGCAUGGCGGUCGUAUCUGGUUUAUUCUGGCUGUCAACGAACAGAUCUUGGAAGAGAAAUGCAAUCUUUGUCAGCUGCUCAACGAGUUGGAGGUUUGCAGUUCCCGCUUACAAGUCACCAUCAAUCGCUUUUUGCUGCAACUCCAGACGAGCUUGGAUCAACCCUUGGAAGCCUGUGGAGUCGUCACGUUGGACACACUCAGUUUGGGCGGGUUUAUCGGGGUUCUGAUGGCCAUCGUCAUAUUCCUCAUACAAAUCGGACUGGGCAAUAAAUCACUAAUGGGUGUUGCCCUCAACAGAUCCAGUUGGCUUUACGUGUGA